This is a messenger RNA of Heterobilharzia americana, 1473 nucleotides long. The record is from the annotation of a GenBank genome assembly. Lineage: Eukaryota; Metazoa; Platyhelminthes; Trematoda; Strigeidida; Schistosomatidae.
CUCACGUGAGGUUGGGCAAUUGGGAUCGGUACUUAGGAAUGCCAGGUCCCAUGUUAAUAUUGACUUACUGACUAAUGGAUGCAGACGACCGAGUAUCGAAGAAAGAGAUUACAUUGCCUGACCUGCACAUGAUAGUGGUUAAGGAUGCAUUUUUGACCAGCGGGAGUUACCACUUACAUAGUUGUGAGGAUCUGUGGAAUUCAGUUUUGUGUGCGCGAAACGUUUGCUAGUUUAUCUUGUCAGAGUGUUUGUAUGUGUGCGCUUGGGUUAAUUGAAGAUGAUACACAUUGCUGAACCUCACAGAAUUAUCAUUUGUCUUCCAGUCAUUGCAAUUCUUUCGCUCAUUGCAGAACAGAACACUAAAGUGAAUGAUGUUGUUAUUACUGAGAAGUUGCUACAGAUAACCGACAGAACUGUGUAAUCAUAUUGAACAUGGGAUUACUAGAUAACGUACAAGUCAAUAGAAUGAGUUUUCAACCUCCUGCAUAUUUUCCUACAAAUUUGUCAGAUUCGAGCUAUCAACCUCCAACUGUUGUGGAUAGAAAAUAUUUUCAACAGAAAGUUUAUCACUACUUAAGUGAAUUGCGAGUUUUUCUUCAACAAGCACCUUUUGAAAUUCAGACAAAUAUUUCUGAGGAGAUGAUUACACAAUUAGCACAUAUUCUAGCCGACGGGAAAGUAUUUAUGGUUGUAUCUGAGUUAAUCGAUAGCCAACGUGUUGAAGAGCAAAUACUGCAUAAACAGCUGAUUGAUUUACGCUCUGAACAAUCUGCCAACCGAUCUGCUUUACGAAGAAGACAUCGAGAGGAAAUAUCUAUGAAUUCAUCCCGGCCACAUCAUUUACCAGUACUUAGACGUGAACAUGAACAAGAGACACAGAGAUUGGCUAAAAAUCAAUCAGAUGCUUUAUAUAAUCUUUCAUUAAGAAUUUUAGAUUCAUUAGAUGGACGUGUUGUUGAACAACAAUUAGCCUUAGAACAAUUAGGUGUACCAGCAUUUAUUCGAACAACAAAUUCGCAAAUAAUUAAAAUUCAAAUGAAAAUUUUAGAUUGGAUUGUACGUUUAACACAUCGUUCAUUGCCUUCAAGUUCAUCUAAUCAAUCUGUUACAUUAUAUUCAUGAAAUAUAUCUAUGUUCUCAUCUUCUUUAUAAUUACUUUCAGCCUUUUUCUAGUUCAUUAUUAACCUAUUCAAAAAUUCCCUUACUUCCCUAUUUUUUUUUUGGAAUCUCAUUUGUAAAAUAUGCAUAAAUCAGUGAGACUAUUCCAGUUUCUGCCUAUCAUCAAUUCUAAAAGGUGUCAUCAUUUGAAAAUUCACCAGUUUUUUUCAAAAAAAAAUAUAUUAGUGGAAUGGGAACAAUGAACUAUCAGAGAUUUCUGUGUAUUGUAAACACAAACUGUUGUUAUGAUUGCAAUUAUCAUCUUUUUAUAUUAUGUCAUUGUAUAAAAGCCGUCAUUAUUAUUUAUCACUAAAA